UCUAGAGUGUAAGUUAAAUUAGUACGUAGUUGUACUCAUGACAGAAUAAAUCUAUUUUGUCAUGGUCGUACUCACGGUUAUAAAGAAUUAUAAUCGUGUUUGUAUAAUGAUCUAAGGUUGUACCAGACUGUAAAAGAUGAACCUAUUUCUCCAUGAAUUUUUACUUACAACAAAAAUGUACGAUCGCUGGCAUAAAAACUGAUAAGGUUAAUCGGCAGUCGCAUUGUUCUGACAUUCUACAACUCGCAACAACUGUUGACGGGUGUACUAGUGUGAGUUCUUUCAUAUUAUAAGUGAUCCAGAGUGACGACAUUGUUGUUUGACGAAAAUUCAAAAUGGACGAUUCAAGUUGUCUAGCAUGGAGUGACGUGGAUACAGUGGAAACCAUUUCUCUUGCAUCUUUGGAUAUAAAUUCUUGUGUUGAUAUUCCUAAACAAGUCGAUCAAACAGAAGACACUAGUGAAAUUUAUCUACCACCUGAAUUGAUGGAAAAAAUUGUUGGUUAUUUUGAUGGCAAGUCUUUGCUUAAAUUCAAACAGUUAUCAAAGACAUGUGAUGAUAUUGCUAAUAAUGCACUUCGUUAUAAUAAACUAUGGAAAAAAUUUUGCCUCGGAGAAAUACCAAAGAAAUAUUUAAUUGAUUUGUUCACUAAACAAUGUGAUAAAAAUAUUCCAUUCGAAUCGCUCUUGGAAAUUCAUUAUGAAGCAGCUUAUCAAAAAUGGGUUCAAUGGCAAAAUCCUGUUUUUAAAUUAAUCUAUAUUGGGCAACACAAUUUUUUGGGUCUUAAUGGAGUAGUUAAAAUUGUUUGUCAUGAACUUGAUGUCAUGAUUGUUUUUCCAAAUUUUAUGUAUUCAUUUACACUUACAAAAAAUCAGAUCUCUGGAAAAUAUUAUGUUUUAAGUGGUUAUUCAAAAAGUUGCAAAUCAGAUGAACUAGUUGUGUUAAAUCCUAGACCUGUCAUGAAUCAAGAAGGUAGAGAUAAUGAUGUUUUCAUCACUUGCCAUGAAAGACAUUCAAAUUUGUGUCCAUUGCAUAACACAGUUUAUGAAGUACAUGAUGGAAAUAUGAGAGAACAUUAUACUGGAAAACUUGUUGAUGUGGACAUGAACUCUUAUACUAAUAUAUGUUGUUGGGUCCGAGAAACAUGGUACGAAUGGCAUUCAAAUAUUGAUUCAAAUGUUAUCAUGGGCCAUUUAUGCCCACAUUUAAGUUUUAUCUUGUUUACAUCAGUAAUUCAUGGGUUGAUAAUUAGCCGGAAUCAAAUUAAUAGCAUUUUAAUUCAUGGCAUUUAUAAGAAUACAUGUAUAAUUGCUCGUUCGUGGUUGAAGAAAAAAUAUACAGGAACUUCUGCAAUAUUCAUUUAUACAAACAUUUUGUUUGUUGGAACUCUAAAUGGUUUCUUAUUGGCAUAUCGUCUGCACUGUAUGGAUGAUUUAAUUAAUCUGAAAGACAAAAAUAUACUGUUAGAAAAAAAAUUGGACAUGGGCCAAAUAAAUUUGUUUGAUAUCAUAGAUUUUGACGAUGUUAAAGCCUUAGUAGUUGCAUCGACAAAUAGUGUUCUUUGGAUUAAAAUUGAUUAGAGUCUAUUAUGUGUCUUCAUAAUUAUUUUUAGAGACUGUGUGUUUAUUAUGAGGAGAAAUCGAAGACUUUAAUUCUACACUUAAAAUCAGAAAUGUUCAGUUUCAUGACAAUUUUUUUUUUAUUAUUUACUAAAUAUCUAUUUAUUAUAAUUAAUUUGAAUUAAUGAAAAAAAAAAUCAUAUUUAAAUAUUAGAUCUUAGUAGUUCCUUAAUUUUUAAAUAUUUAGUUUGUUUCUCUACAAAUAUUAAUAUAUUGUAAUGCUGUUAACUAUAAAUUUACUAAAAACUAAUGAUACAAUUUUCUUUAAAUAAAGUUUUGAUUCAGUGCUGGGCCGUAUUGAAGAUAAGUAUUUAAGAUAUGUAUCAGAAAUAUAAUGGUUUUGUAUUGGGAUCAUUUUUUUGCUUAUAUCCAAUAUUUAUUAAAUUUUUUUAAGUAUUUGUAAUUAUUUUUAAAACAUUAUACAAUUUAAUCUUAUGCAAAAACAUUUAUAAUUGUUUUUUUUCUGGUAUAAAAAUAUUUCCUUAGAUUAAUUAACAAUUUUGUAUAACCAUAAUAUAUGGUACAUAUAUACAUCCUCAUAAGUCAUUAUGAUACAAGCAGCGCUACCUCAAAAACUUAAAUAUCUUAUAAAUUCUAUAUUUCUUAUGCUCAACUUGAACAGUAUAUUGAAAUUGUUUACAUUUUAUAUACAGUGAAACCACCUCUGACGUAUACCUCUAAAUAGCAGAUAUUUGCUUGGGGACAAACAACAAACUGAACCCUCUGAAUAGCGGAACAACAUUUCAGUGACCAAGAGUGUUUAAAGAGGCAGAGGUUUCACUGAAAUUAAUUUUGGCAAAUGUAUUAAUUCUACACACUGUAAAGAAAAGAGUUUUAAAAAUAAUAUUACUUAUUUACUUUGAUUUUAAAAUAAAAAUUAAGAAGUUUUUUAAUUAGAACUCACUUUUAGAUUUAAUCAGUAAAAUAGGAAAAUUAAUGAGGCUGGACAUUAACAAGUUAAUAAGAUAAAAGUUAAGUUGAUUUUAACUUUUUAUCUUAACUAGUUACUUUUGGGUUUCUCUUAAUUUAAGUACUAACUUAACUUAAUUGUUUUUUUAUUAACGUAAAAUUAAAGAAUUAAAUUUUCAUUUUAAGAUAUUAAAUUAUUUUAUUACAUUUCAAUCAAUUUUUUUUCUCGUCAAAAGAUAUUUCGGGUAAUUUUUGGUUAAAAUUAAGUAUUACCUCAUCGAAAAUUAAACUACCAUAAUUAUCAAUAAUUGUUAAUCACAAAACCAGUGUCAAAAAUAGACUAGUUUUAUCAUUUUCAAAGACUACUAUUAGUCAAAAAAUAAACCUGUAGUACUCAUGGGUAAUACUAUGAAACAUGUUUGAUAGAACUUUUUAGGUGUACUUUAUUAGAAUUAUUUAGAAAUCGUAAUAUUAUAUAUAAUUACUGCUUGUAACAAUUGUUAUUAUUUUUUUUAGUGAUGAAAAACUUCUAUGAAAUACUAUAUGUAUUAACUGUCUAUGUAGUUUUGAAUUGGUAAAAAGUAGGCCAGUACUUUUAUAUUAAAAAAAUUUACUUUAACUUUUUCUUAUUGACACAUCACCUUAACAGAGUUAAAAAAAAAAUUGUUAUCUUGCACAGCUUUUGAAAUUAAACACCACAUACUGGUUAAAUAGAAUUAAAUAUAUUAGUAUAUAUUUUAAUUUAUUAUUUAUCUCUUAUAUAUUUAUAGGUAUUCAAAUAUACAUUUUAAGGGUCAUCA
This is a messenger RNA of Metopolophium dirhodum (rose-grain aphid), 3328 nucleotides long. RefSeq lists its product as uncharacterized. The record is from RefSeq and is a predicted model, not a curated record. NCBI's taxonomy places the organism in Eukaryota, Metazoa, Arthropoda, Insecta, Hemiptera, Aphididae. The coding region runs from base 336 to 1580 and encodes 414 amino acids. Gene Ontology annotation, molecular function: protein binding. The transcript is spliced from 2 exons.